AUGGCUAGUGUUACUUGCGGAGCUUGUACAAUGAUUGUAACGGAAAUGGAAAUAAAGAUUGCUGAGUUGGAAGAAAAGAUACGAGAAAAAAGUUAUUAUCGACUUAGCGAAACCAAAAAUCAUGGCAUUAAUGAUAAGAAGCCAUUAUCGAGAUCGGAAAUCCAAUUAUCAGAAGUAUUGGAGACAGUUUGUGUUAAAGCUGCCGAAUGGUCAGCUGUGGUACAUCCGAGAACCGGAAAAGGUGUUUACGCACGUCGUGCAACAUUGAAAUUGAAACAAGUACCUGAACAUUUGACCAUAUAUCAGUUUGAAGAUGCGUGUAAUGAUUUUUUGGAUUCAUACGAAGAUCAACUAAUUAAAUUCGCACGCAGUAAAUAUGAGGAACCAGUGCGUCAAUUCUGCUAUGAAACGAUAGAAGUAUGUACAGCUGUUGAUGUUACACCAAUGACGGAUGAGGAAUCAGGAAAAGCUCAAAUUCUGAGCGAUGAAGAGAAAGAGAAGAAAGUAGAAAAAGCACUGGAUGAAUUAAGGAGAGAUGCUAAAGGUUUGGAUGAUGAACUCUGA
This is a messenger RNA of Brugia pahangi, 564 nucleotides long. Lineage: Eukaryota; Metazoa; Nematoda; Chromadorea; Rhabditida; Onchocercidae. The record is from the annotation of a GenBank genome assembly.